AUGAAGCAUUCAAAGAAGACAUAUGACUCUUUUCAAGAUGAACUUGAAGAUUAUAUCAAAGUGCAGAAAGCCAGAGGCAUAGAGCCAAAGACUUGUUUCAGAAAGACGAGAGAGGACUGUUUGGAAACUUGUGGGUACAAAGAAGAGGUUGAUUACAGACCGAGGCAUAGAAUGUUUGAUCACAGACUCUCAUCUGAGACUGUCCAGACCUACCCGAGAUCAUGCUCUAUUUCACCAAAGGUGGAAAACCGGUUACCUCAGUGGCUACCAGCUCAUGACAGCAGGCUAAGACUAGACUCUCUGAGCUACUGCCAAUUCACCAGGGACUGUUUCUCAGAAAAACCAGGACCCCUGAACCUUAGUCACUUAAAGCUGCGUGGCCCAUACAGAAGUGUGGAAUCUGGAGUUUACAAGCGUCUCUCCUCAGAAAACAGUGUCAGCGCCCAUCAAGCCAGUCAUAAACAGAUACAUCAGCAGGGGAAAAGGCACCCAGAGGAAGCCAGAGAAAAAGCAGAGGAGGAGCGGCCCAAGCAUAGGAGGAAAAAAGGUUGUGAGGAAAUAGAUGUAGACAAACACAAGAACUUCCAAAAAAAUGAAACACAAAUGGAAAAUUCGGCUGAAAAGCUUAAGAAUCGAAAGGAGAAAAAAGGCCGAGAUGUGGCCUCUAAGAAAGAGGAAUGUAAGCGUAGAAAAGAGAAAAAGGAACAAGGUAAAGAGAGGACAGAGGAAGAAAUGCUUUGGGACCAGUCUAUCCUUGGAUUUUGAAGAUCCUGAGUUGGUUCUCCUGAGGU
Messenger RNA from Puma concolor (puma), 791 nucleotides. RefSeq names its product lysine-rich coiled-coil protein 1. NCBI's taxonomy places the organism in Eukaryota, Metazoa, Chordata, Mammalia, Carnivora, Felidae. The record is from RefSeq and is a predicted model, not a curated record.